ACUUGAUUUAUCCUGUCUAGAUAUCUGGAAAAGUCAUCGAUAAAACAAGUGCUCUUUUUUUUCGCCUGGCGUCCCAGAAUCCUGUGCACGAAAACAUGGCUGGUUUGUUGAAGAAGACCACUGGCUUAUUGGGCCUUGCAGUUUCUCAGAAUCCACAUGAGCGCCUCAGGAUACUUUACACAAAAAUUCUAGCCUCUCUGCAGACUAUUCCUCAGGAUGCUGCCUACAGAAAGUACACAGAACAAUUCAUUACUGAAAGGCUUAAUCUGGUGACAUCGGAACCUGAUGUAGAAAAGCUUGAAAAGAAGAUUAACUCUGGGCAAAUAGAAGAGGUUAUUUUACAGGCAGAGAAUGAGCUUCAUUUAUCCAGGAAGAUGUUAGAGUGGAAACCCUGGGAGCCCUUAGUUGAAGAACCCCCUGCCAACCAAUGGAAAUGGCCAAUCUAAAUUGAACUAAAGUGAAAUGAAUAUCAAGAUCUUUCAGUACAGGAUCAUGGGGGAGUCAGAGCUUAUGCCAGCACACAACGGGCACAAGACAAGCUCAUCCAGGACAGAUGGACACAAACACAGAUGUGCAAAAACGCACACCAGGGCAAUUUUUCCAGAAGCCUUUUAACCUACUGCUA
Molecule: messenger RNA, 625 nt
Organism: Lepisosteus oculatus (spotted gar)
Lineage: Eukaryota; Metazoa; Chordata; Actinopteri; Semionotiformes; Lepisosteidae
Gene: ndufa5
Product: NADH:ubiquinone oxidoreductase subunit A5
Biological process (GO): respiratory electron transport chain
Source: RefSeq, a predicted model, not a curated record